GUUCACUUUGUGGCUUCGAGAUGCCUCUUCCGCCCAUCUCCGUUGCCUUCGCCGAGGACAUCGAGCAGGGCGAGGCCAGGAAGCCCCCUUCAGAGGCUGCAGCCACGGCAGAGGAUGCCAGUGCCGUCGCAGAGACACCCGAAGCCGGGGGUGAGGACUCGGGCACUUUGCCAGACGGCACAAAGACCUCGGAUGCCCCGCAGGCACCGGAUUCGGAAGGGCAGGAAAAAGAGGAGAAAGCAGAAGCAGAUGAAGUGGAGGACGCGGAGCAGGCAGAAGCGGGGGAGGCAGAGGAGGCUGAGGCCGCAGGCAGGCGCAAGCGCAGGCAGGGCCUGCGUGCGCGCGUGCUGGCGGAGCUGAAGUCCACGAGUCCCUGCGACCUGAAGGCACGCCUCGAGUCCCAGCUCAUCCAGCAGGAUGCCCUGAUCGCCGCGGCUCAGGAAGUCGAGGCCGGAAAGCAGAAGCUGGUGGACGCGGCCCUGGCGGAGGUGGACCGCCUGAGCCAGGCAGUGAGGGAGGCAACGGAGAAGGAGGAGACGGCCUUGGGCCACGCCGAGAAGCUGCGGAAGCGCAAGAAGGAGGCCGCGAAGGAGUGCUCAGAGCGCCAGAAGGAGGUGCAGCACCACGAGGAUCUGCUGUUUCUUUUGGGCUUCGAAGUGGAGCGGCGCCGAAAGCUCCGGGAGGCGGAGAAGAGCAUGGAGUCAGAGAAGGACGCCAAGCGCCAGAAGAUCUUGGAGCUGCUGCAAGUAGCC
Symbiodinium sp. CCMP2456 is the source of this 752-nucleotide messenger RNA. The record is from the annotation of a GenBank genome assembly. NCBI's taxonomy places the organism in Eukaryota, Dinophyceae, Suessiales, Symbiodiniaceae.